Molecule: messenger RNA, 756 nt
Organism: Serendipita indica DSM 11827
Lineage: Eukaryota; Fungi; Basidiomycota; Agaricomycetes; Sebacinales; Serendipitaceae
Source: the annotation of a GenBank genome assembly
AUGAGCAUCCUAAAUGACUUUGUCGAGCGUUGCCAAUUCCCUUCUGUCGCCCCGCCGAAAGGAAAGACCUCGAAGAAGCCCGCCCCGGCCCCUUUCGCCACCUCCAAGGCGUCCAAGACUACCAAAAACCCUCUGUUCGAGGCCACUCCUAGAAACUUUGGCAUCGGCGGAGAUAUCCAGCCCAAGCGUGACCUUACCCGCUUCGUCAAGUGGCCCGCAUAUGUCCGCCUCCAGCGACAAAAGCUCUUGAACAAGUACCGUCCCGAGACGAAGCAAGAGAAGAAGGCCCGUCUCGAAGCUGCUGCAAAGGCGCAAGCCGAAGGCAAGAAGGAUGAGGGUAACAAGAAGGUCUGCACCGUCAAGUAUGGUCUCAACCACGUCGUCUCGCUCGUCGAAGCCAAGAAGGCUGCCUUUGUCGCCAUCGCCGACGACGUUGACCCAAUCGAACUCGUCAUCUUCCUCCCCGCUCUUUGCCGGAAGAUGGGUGUUCCAUAUGUCAUUGUCAAGUCAAAAGCGCGUCUUGGCACUGUCGUCCACAAGAAGACUGCUGCCGUUGUCGCCAUUACCGAAGUCAAGUCGGAGGACAACCGUGAACUCGCCAACCUCGUUAGCGCUGCGAAGGCCAACUUUGGAGACAAGUACGAGGAGCACCGUCGUCAUUGGGGAGGUGGUGUCCGCGGCAACAAGUCGACGGAAAAGCUCAAGAAGCGUGCAAAGGCGGCUGGUACAACUGUUGCGAAUGCGGCCAAGCUCUAA